UACGUCAGUCACGUUUUGCGUGGAAGCUCGCCUGGUGUCUUGGAAGGUGCUGAUGCUUUUACGGAGCGAAGAUUUUAAUCACCGCUGUCGCUUUAAGGACUUCUUCUCAAAGCCUCAUUAUGCCCACGGAGAGCGCGGCCAGCCACUGAGCAAGCAAGCAAGCCACGGACCGGAGUGGAUUUGCGGGGGGAAAGAAAGCUAACAUUAUCCCAGCCUGGAACGGACCGUGGCGGAGUUUUGAUUUCCACGCCAGACAUCGGUGGAGGGAAUACUGCGCACACGUACUUACUCGGCGGGGGGGGUGUCGUUGGCGUCCUGACGCGCGGAGAUGAAUCGGAUUUAAAAGUCAACACAAGCAGGAUUUAUUGUCUUUUUUUUUUUUUUUUGCGUUUGGACACCGGAUCAUGGCUCGGGGAGGUGGGGGAACAACAACGUUCCGCGACGGCGUCGGUGUUGUCGGUACCGCAAGAAAAGUUACAAAGCUCGUCUAUUUUGCGGAGAUUUGAACUGUUUCUGCCAUUUUGCACCUGCGUCGUGUGGGCUUUUUUUUUUUUUUUUUUUUUUUUUUUUGACGUCCCCCCCCCCGCGCCUGACUGUGGAUAUACUCGCGUAUCGUAAUGGAGAUUUCUACUCAAGGUCAUUGAGUGUUUUAAGACAUUCGUAGUGGGAUUGUUUGUGUUUCCACAGUGCGGAGUUUGACACCCUCCUCCUCCCUCCUUCUCCCUCCCAACAUGGAUGGGAAACUGAAGCAGGGUCGAUCGAGAUGUCGGCCCAAGCGGGAAAGAGUGCGGAGGUUGCGGGAGACGACCGGGAGCGGAGACCCGGACUCGUUGGAGGGACACGGCCCGGGGAUAAGGGACGCCGCUAAAAAGACGCCGCGCCCCGCGGUGGUGGUGGCGGCGGCGGCCAGAGCCCCGCGCGCCCCGAGGCGGAAGAGACGGGAGUCCAGCGCCCAGGAGGAGGACAUCAUUGAUGGAUUUGCUAUUACCAGUUUUAUCAGUCUGGGCAGUCUGGAGGAGAAAACAGGACUUCUAAAGAUACAGGAGAAGAAGGAGCGGUGGAAGGAGAAAAAGGCCGUGCAACAGCCGAAGACGGAAGAUGAGGAGGUGGGGAAGGAACAGGAGAACGUUCUAGAGCCUAUGAUGGAUCCAUUAGAGAAUGGAUUCUUUCAUCAUGCCCAGAGAGAGCAGGAGAGGAUGACCGAGAGGCUGCUCAAGAAAACAUAUUCCAAGAAGAACAAACUGAUCAAACCGUUGAUGGGUUUCCCGGUCAAGUUUUUCCAGGAUGAAACGGAGCUUGGUCUACCACACAGGAGCAACACCAAGGAGCAGAGUUCCACUCUGGUGCUGUCAGGCCGGGGCUACUCGGUGGCGCCGGCAGCAGUGACCCUCCUCAAGUGUGACAGCGAAAGUGACAUUGACGACAAGGUGUCUGAUGUAGGAUCACAGAGGCUCUUUUCUCACACCACACCCAAAGGUGUGCAAGCGAAUGAGAAUCCCGAGUCUAAGACUGCUGGUUCAGCCAAAGUGUCCGUGCUCCACCGCAGCCAAGAGCGGAACAAGAGCGAGGUGCCAUUCGCGCCUCCGCUGCCCAGCCCCACCCCAGCCUCGGCGCCGACGGGCUCCCCAGCCCCCGCUGCCGCAGCGGCGCCGCCGGAGCCUCCUCGAUCUUUCCUCCCGACCCCGCCUCCUCUCGGCGUCAAGAGAGAGCUACAAGCUCCGCCCCCUGUCCCUUCCCCUUCCCUGCUGAGGACGCCGCCCCACCUCUUCUCUCCUCACCUGCACUCACUGCAAGAAGCCUGUGUUCAUCCGCCCCCUCAGCACCACGCCCGGCCCAUCAUCAGCCACCAGGUGCACCACCCUCUGCAGUACGGCCUACACGAUCUCAGCCACCGAAGCAGUCCACUUCUUCCUAAACAUCACCUCGGACCAUCUCCACACCACCCACUCAGUGGGCUGCCAUCCUCAGCCCCCGCCUUGCCUCUGUCCAUAGCCAACCUCUCUACCUCGCACUAUUCCUCCCUACGGAGCCCGGCACAUCGCCAUUCGGCCAUGUUUGCAACCCCGGCGACUCUGCCUCCACCGCCGACCUUACCUACCAACAGCUUAGUGGUCCCGGGGCACCCUGCGGGUACCCCCUACCCAGAGCAUGACCUCCUAAGGCAGGAGCUGAACAACCGUUUCCUGGUUCAGAGUUCAGAGCGGGGCCGGGGGCCGCCCGCCUCGCCGCUGGCCCCCGUGUCGCUCCCGAGGGCUGAGUUUCACCAACACCAGCACAUGCACCAGCACCGACACACCCACCAGCACACCUUUACGCCCUUCCCCGCCGGUCUGCCCCCGCCCACCGCACCUCCCGUGGUGCGUACCCAGGCCAGAAAUUUCGACAAAUACACUCCGAAACUCGACAAUCCGUUCAUCAGACAUCAUUCAAAUUUCUUCCCCUCCUACCCCCCUACCAUGCCAGGCAUGCCCCCACUGCUCCCACACUCAGGACCCUUCAGCUCACUGCAAGGAGCCUUCCAGCCCAAGGCAUCCAAUCCCAUUGAUGUCGGAUCACGGCCCGGAGCAGUGCCUCACACACUCCUUCAGAAGGAUCCUCGAAUAACGGAUCCAUUCCGGACAAACGUUAGAAAACCUGGCAAGUGGUGUGCGGUGCAUGUCCAGAUCGCGUGGCAGAUCUACCACCACCAGCAGAAAAUGAAGCAAAUGCAGCUGGACCCCCACAAGCUGGACAUGAAUGGGAAGCUAGACCUGUUCAGCCGUCCCCCAGCUCCGGGCGUCUUCCCGGGCUUCCCGUACCCUCAUGACCUUGCCCGGCCACUCUUCUCAACAGGCUCAGGCCAUCCAGCGCCCUCUCCAUAUGGACCCGCCCCCCACCCCAGUGGGUUCCUGCCUCCUAGCCAUUUGGCUGAUCCUUUCAGUCGCUCCAGUUCCUUUGGCGGCCUCAGCAACCUUUCAAGCAGUGCCUUCGGAGGAUUAGGCAACCCCUCGCUUGGGUCCAGCGGCAUGUUUGGCAACAAGGAGGGUCCCGGAGGACUGCCCCCGUUCGGCAGCCCGCAACACGACACCUGGAACAGGCUCCGACGCACGCCGCCGUCCUUCCCCACGCCGCCGCAGUGGCCCAAGAUUGCGGAGGCUGAGAGGAGCAGCUCCGUCAACAGCCACGAGCGAGAGAGGGAGCGGGAGCGAGAGAAGAGAGACUCUUCUGUCGGAAAAGAGGAGAAGGAUAAAGACAGGGAUUCCGUGGAACGCAACCGCCACUCCAACCGCUCGUCUCCGGCCUCCGCACCGGUCAGCUACCAGAUCAGCAGCUUGAUCCGCUCCAACAGCCAGAGCAGUGACCCGGGACGCCAUCACAGCGGCAGCGUGGAUCGGGUACGCGAGGCAGAGAAAGAGCUCCUGGAACGCCACAGGGACUCCUCCGCCAUGGCCGACGUCAAGAUCAAGGAGAGCCGCUCGCCCGGCAAAGAGAUGCUGGACCGGAGAUCAUCCGAGGACUCCAUCAAAGCGGCUCAACGUUCUCCGUCUCCAUACUCGCUGAAGGCGGUGAUCACCGAGCAGAGUCUGAAGAUGGCGGGAGGGCCUCCGCCGACGCUGAAAGACGGCGACAGGAAGGAGCCCCCGACUGCGGAGCAACUCCACAAGGUGAAAAAUGACAUGAAGAUCAAGGAGGAGAAGAAGGAAGAGCAGGAGGUCAUGGUGGUGAGUUCCGAGCCCGCCACCCAACCGCCUCCCCAGAUGCACUCCUUGCCCAUGGGCCAGCCUGGAAACCCACACCACCACCACCCUCCCUUGUCCCAGCAGCCUCCUCUGCCGUCCCCACGCUGCACCGACAUGUCCGCCCACGGUCUGCACGGCGUCCCCAUGGCACACUCGCUUCCCCUGUCCAUGAGCGCCAUGCCUCAGAUGGGCAGCCUCAACGUCCUGGACCGGGCCCGCAUGGCUCCCUUCAUGGGCGUGAGUCCGCUGGCGGGCAGGGAGCGCCUCCCCCACCACGCCUUCCCUUGGGACCCUCUCCGGGAGGCCUACCGCAGCCUGGACCUGCAGCGGCGCAUGGACUUCCAGCUCCGGGCGGAGCAGGGACAUCGCUACCCCAGCAUGUACGAGCAGGAGCGGGCGUACCGCGAGAGGGAGGCGCACGACUACUCCCACCACGAACACCUGCUGGAGGUACGGCGGGAGCACGAGAGGAUGAGGCAGCAGGCGGAGGAGCGAGAGCGCCAGCACCUGCGGGAGGAGCUGGACCGAGCGCGGCUCCAUCAGCUCCACCAAUCCCCGAUGGAGGGCCACCUGCCUCACAUGCCUCCAUUCAUGCCCCACCUCGGGGGCAUGCCCUACCCCAGACUCAGCCCCUCCACCGGGCACAACGGCCUUCUGAACAGAACACCCCCGACCGCCGCCCUCAGCGCCCCCCCGCCGCUCGUGCCGGCCGGCAGCGCCAGGUCGGCCUCCCCCAGGAGGACUACCCCCCUCACCACCACCCAGGACCCGCGGGACUACUCGCCGUCUCGCAACCCCAAAGAGGUAGAGGCGCGGUAGCUCGGCGGAUGGAAAUUGUCCUCGGAAAGAAAAAUGCACUCCUCUUCCCCUGAAGGGUAUGAUUGUACAAAGUGUCUGACGGAAGCACACGCCAUGGAAUAUUUUUAGCUGGUUUGAGUACGAGAACACUAGAAUGUGUCUGUUUAUAUCGCCCCCCCCUAAAUAUUUGAUAACUAUUAAUAUAUUCAUCAAAUAACUUUUUUCCAGUAUGGAGUGAAGAAAGAGCAGGUUUGUACAUUUGCUAGCCUCCAUGUAAAGAUGUCAUUUCUAUGAAUUUGAUGUCCUUUGUGCAUUUGGUCACAACACCCGCGCCCGUGGAUUGUGGUCACCUUCACCCCGACACCCGGUAAAAGACUGCACCGUCAAUUACCGUAUUUUUCGGGGUAUGAGUCGCAGGUUUUUUUUCAUAUUUUGGCCGGGGGUGCGACUUAUACUCAGGAGCGACUUAUGUGUGAAAUUAUUAACACAUUAGCGUAAAAUAUCUAAUAAUAUCAUUUAGCUAUUCUUGGUGUUGGGUUUUAUCAAACAAAUUACCCCAAAAAAUGCGACGUAAAUAUGUUUUUUUUCCUUCUUUAUUAUGCAUUUUCGGCCGGUGCGACUUAUACUCCGAAAAAUACGGUACUCACCCCCAAAUCCUCGACUCGACACCUCCGCUCCGGACAGGCUAACCUCCGAGGACAAAGCUACAAACAAUGGGACUGGGCUUUCUGCUCCGCCGCUACCAGCCUGUGGGUUGCUCUCCCUGACCACCUGAGGGCACCACAGACUGUGGAUGCUUUUAAAAAAG
Nerophis lumbriciformis (worm pipefish) is the source of this 5325-nucleotide messenger RNA. It is a transcript of the gene fbrsl1, whose product is annotated as fibrosin-like 1. NCBI's taxonomy places the organism in Eukaryota, Metazoa, Chordata, Actinopteri, Syngnathiformes, Syngnathidae. The record is from RefSeq and is a predicted model, not a curated record.